Electrophorus electricus (electric eel) is the source of this 1727-nucleotide messenger RNA. Its product is annotated as cytochrome P450 2J2-like. The record is from RefSeq and is a predicted model, not a curated record. Gene Ontology annotation, molecular function: iron ion binding; oxidoreductase activity, acting on paired donors, with incorporation or reduction of molecular oxygen, reduced flavin or flavoprotein as one donor, and incorporation of one atom of oxygen; heme binding. Gene Ontology annotation, cellular component: cytoplasm; intracellular membrane-bounded organelle. NCBI's taxonomy places the organism in Eukaryota, Metazoa, Chordata, Actinopteri, Gymnotiformes, Gymnotidae. Gene Ontology annotation, biological process: xenobiotic metabolic process.
UCUCAGAAUGCAGUCUUUACUCAGAUAUGUGGACUGGGUCUCUGCUGGCCUAGCACUGCUGGUGCUCCUGCUCUCCCUGCUCCUGUUGGAGAUAUUCAGGUUGGACUCCUCCAGGAGUCGCACUCCUCCAGGACCCACCCCACUGCCCUUUGUGGGAAAUGUGAUCCAGGCCACGAGGGACCCGAUGACCUGCUUCAGAUCGCUGAACCAAUAUGGAAACAUGAGUACCGUGUACUUGGGCAGAAAGCCAAUCAUUGUGCUGAACAGCAUAGAGGUCAUGAAGGAAGCAUACAUUCACAAAGGCAAUGUGUUUUCCGGAAGGCCGUUCAUGCCUUUAAUGGAUUGGCUCACCCACGGGUACGGUAUCUUGAUGGUCACGUACGGGAAAGUGUGGAAAGAGCAGCGACGCUUUGUGCUGCACACGCUGCGCAAUUUCGGUCUGGGGAAGAAGUCUGUGGAGGAGCGUGUGAAAGAGGAAGCACAAUACCUCGUCCAAGAGCUCCAGCAGCACGAGGGGAACCCUUUUUACCCCAUCCACCCCAUUAUGAACGCUGUUUCCAACAUCAUCUGCUCCAUCGUAUUUGGAGACCGUUUUGACUACAACAACAAGCGCUUUGCUCAGCUGCUGGAACUCCUGAAUGAAAACAUUCGACUUGCUGGUGAACCUGCAGCACAGAUCUUCAACCUGUUCCCCUUCAUAAAACACUUCCCAGGGCCACACCAGAAGAUCCACCGCAAUGCCAGUGCCUUAAUAGAGUUCGUCCAGGAGUCCGUGGUGGAGCACAGGAACACUCUGGAUCCAGAAAAUCUGCGGGACUUCAUCGAUGCCUACCUGGUGGAAAUGAACAAGCACAAAUCUACGGAUAACGCCACGUUCCAUGAGGAGAACUUGAUUAUGACCACAUUAGACCUCUUCUUUGCUGGUACUGACACUACGGCGACCACUCUCCGCUGGGGUCUCAUUUUCAUGAUGGACAACCCCAACGUCCAAGAGCGCUGUCAUGAGGAGAUCGUUCGUGUGCUGGGCUAUGACCGUGCUCCCAGCAUGGACGACCGUUCACGUCUCCCGUACACCUACGCCACCGUCCAUGAGAUCCAGCGCCUUGGCAACAUUGUGCCCCUCGGCGUGGUGCACGAGACAACGCAGCCCACCCAGCUACGGGGAUACAACAUUGCCAAGGGAACAAUGAUCAUGACUAACCUCACUGCAGUCUUCACUGACAAAGAGUACUGGAAGCACCCAGAAACAUUCAACCCAGAGAACUUUCUGGAUGAGGAAGGGCAGUUCUGCAAACAAGAACACUUCAUCCCAUUUUCUCUGGGUCCGAGGGUGUGUCUCGGUGAAUCUCUGGCGAGGACAGAGCUCUUCCUCUUCUUCACCUCUCUGAUUCAGCACCUGCAGUUCUCCUGGCCCCCAGGAGUUCCACGUCCCAACAUGGACGGCAACAUGGGUAUGAUCCGUACUCCGUACCCGUUCAACACCUGCUGUCGCAGUAGGGUGCCGACCCACUGAGCCCUCACGUGGACGACACCGUCUCUGGACUGCAACCCUGUGCCUCAUGCAAACACACACACACUCUUCCAUUACACCACAGGCAUAGUUUUGAUGUGUCCAUGGAGAUAGUUCUGAUGUGGGACACCUACCUCUGCAGUGAGUACAAAAGGUGCAUUUCUGGCUCUGUGAGUGUGUGUAAAGGUGAAUUACCAGGAAUGUGUACAAUGUGCGG